AUGAGCCGUGAGCUGCUGCAGGAAGUGCUGAACUCUGACCUCAGCAACGAUGCGUUUCCCUUCUCCACACACGAGAUAGUGAACGCUGCUGGACACAAGGUGAGGGCCAUGCGUCUGUCGUUCGUGGGUGAGAUGGGCUGGGAGCUUCACAUCCCUAAAGAGUCCUGUCUGCCCGUCUACCACGCCGUCAUGGCCGCAGGGGCCAAAUAUGGCAUCUGCAAUGCCGGCUACAGGGCCAUUGACUCCUUGAGCAUUGAGAAAGGUUACAGGCAUUGGCACGCAGAUCUGCAUCCUGAUGACACUCCACUAGAGGCGGGACUUGCAUUCACCUGUAAGAUGAAGACCUCCAUUCCCUUCCUGGGGCGGCAGGCGCUGGAGGCCCAAAAGGCUGAGGGUCUGCGCAGACGGAUCGUCUGCUUCACAGUUGAUGAGAAAGUGCCAAUGUCUGGUCUGGAAGCUAUUUUCCGCAACGGCGUUCCUGUGGGCCACCUGCGGCGCUCCGAAUUUGGAUUUGCCAUUGACAAGACCAUUGGCUAUGGUUAUAUUCGCAACCCAGAUGGUGGAGUGGUGAGCCCAGAUUUCGUCCGCAGCGGGGAAUUCACUCUGGAGAGGAUGGGCGUCACAUACAAGGCUACGGCUCACCUGAAAUCUCCCUUUGACCCCGAGAACAAGCGCGUUAAGGGCAUCUACGGCUGAACAAAGCCAGAAUGAAACUGAUCCAGACUGAUUGAGUGUAACUGAGGUAAAUGUUUACAGGCCUUUAUCUAACACAUCAGCAUCAGCAUUCCAGACAAAACUAAAUACUCUUCUGUAUUUAUAGUCACUGUCUUAAAGGCAUGAUUCACCAUAAAGGAGCAUAGAAGAACAAAUGUGAAUUU
This is a messenger RNA of Sinocyclocheilus anshuiensis, 878 nucleotides long. Its product is annotated as sarcosine dehydrogenase, mitochondrial-like. The record is from RefSeq and is a predicted model, not a curated record. The coding region runs from base 1 to 696 and encodes 231 amino acids. NCBI's taxonomy places the organism in Eukaryota, Metazoa, Chordata, Actinopteri, Cypriniformes, Cyprinidae. Gene Ontology annotation, cellular component: mitochondrion. Gene Ontology annotation, molecular function: protein binding. The transcript has 6 exons.